Molecule: messenger RNA, 648 nt
Organism: Paramisgurnus dabryanus
Lineage: Eukaryota; Metazoa; Chordata; Actinopteri; Cypriniformes; Cobitidae
Product: ladderlectin-like
Source: RefSeq, a predicted model, not a curated record
AAAGAUAGGAUUCCCCAUCGACCAUUUAUCUACACUGAAGUUCUAAAAGUAAAGAUUUGACAGGAAGAAUCAUCAUGGCAGUCAUGAGAGCUCUUGUGCUUCUUUUCUUGGUCUUUUCUGUUGAGAGUGCACCAGCUCAUCGCUGCCCACAUGGAUGGACACCCUUUGGUGUGCAAUGCUACAAAUUCUUCUCUCAGUCAGUUGACUGGAUCACAGCUGAGAAAAACUGUCAAUCUAUUGAUGCUAAUCUUGCAUCUGUGCGCAGUACAAUGGAACACAACUUUCUCCUGAGUCUGAUUGUGUCUGCUAACACACGUGUUUGGAUUGGUGGCCAUGAUGGUGAAACUGAAGGACAAUGGCUGUGGUCUGAUGGAUCUCAAUUUCACUUUACCAACUGGUGCCCUGGAGAACCUAGCAAUAAUUUUGGUAAAGAGAACUGCCUGGAGAUAAACUUUACACAGAACCGUUGCUGGAAUGAUGCGGAUUGUUCAACCACAAUCAGCUACAUUUGUGCCCAACCUAUUAGAUCAUGAAAAAUCAAUCUGUUUCAAAGUACUAUGAUUUUACUACAUGCCUAUACAUUUUUUUCUGAUCUUAUUCUUAAAACUCAGUAUCUUACUGAAGCUUUCUGAAAACUUCUCCAAUCAA